CUCUCCACUACUGUCUACGUCUGUUGUUUCUCGUUAUACAUAUUUUGUCCACAAAAGAUCCGCCAACUUGACGAUCAUCAUCAUGACAGAGGCGACGAGGAGAGAGUCUCAGAGAGGCAUCACCGUGGAAGGGGCAAAGAAGAAGUCGCAACUCAUCCGCCAGCGGGUACGGGACAUGUCCAGCCGCUCUCAAGGUCUCCCGCGCGGCGCUACGUGGCAUUGCAUGCAUGCACUGUGUCUGUGCGUCCUUUCGCCUCGUUGUCUGGCGCAGAUAGCGGCCUUGCGUGAAGGGGCGAGGCAGCGGAAGCAGAGAUCCACCUGGAGCAGGCAGAAGCACCAGUGGGCCCAGCAGGCAAACAGACUCCUCCACGAAAGGUGAGACAGACAGACAGACAGACUGACUUGCAGGGAGGCAGGGAGGGAGGGAGACGGCACACUGGAUGCAUCUUGGCACGUGUUGCAGGCAUGAGCUCGAGGCUGAGAUCUCUCGCUUCGUUGCGACACACGGCAGCUUGCAGUGCGCCUCCGAGGAUGAGACGGAGACAGGCAGUCAGCGGCCUCGCGAGGAUGACGCCGGGUCUCCACAAUACGGUCCUCUCUUCUCUGCCCUCCUGGCAACUGUGGAUGCGCCGGCGGAAGCGUCAGAUGCUGGCAGCCAGGCGACAGUGGCACGAUUCUACGGCAGGCUGGAAAAGGACCGAAAUGCGUAUCUGCAGAGUAUCAGGGCCAAGGUGUGCACUGAUUGAAAGGACACGCAUUCGUUCAGGCUGCCAGGCUAGCUUGUCUGUGUAGUGAGUGCAGAUUGGAGCCGCGGUGCCCAGCCCACAUGACUCAACGCCUGCCGAAUGCGAUGAGCAGGCGAUCUCGGGAGAUAGAGAUGCCGCGGGCAAAAUACCUCCCAUCAGUGACGACGCCACAGCUGGCCCCUUGGACACGCCCAGCAUUAAGACGAACAUGCGUGCCCAUCUCGGACGAUACUUCGAUCCACAGAGGCCCAAGCACAUGACGGAACGCACUGCACAGUCCGCCCUCUGGAGCCUCACACACCCAGUACCACAUAAACACGAUGCCGCUGACCCCCUCACCCAUCGAGCGCGCCCUAGUCUUCCAAGCAACAGCAACCGAGCGGCCUCUCCAUCGAAUGGGGAGGGACCGGGUUGUAUGUCUGAUUCGUGGGUGGCGUUGGCAGUGGUUGGCUCGUCGCUGCAGACGAUGGGUGAGAAACUAACUGAGGAGUAUCGGUGUGCGCUGCAGGGGCUGCCGGACGACACGCGGGCGCUGUUGAGAGAUCACACUGUUGGACGAGCCGCCGACGGUGAGUAGGAAGCAGAUGGGCAGGGGGAUAUCAAAAGUAAAAGCUCAUUCCGUCUCUCUCUCUCUCGCUCUCCCCUUUCGAUCAGAUGAUGGCUCCGACAUCAGUGAGGCAGAGGAGUGCUUCCUCGGUCAGGAGGCACCCACACUCACACAGACCUUCCCUGCCCUCCAAGACACUCAUCCAGCACCCCACCCUGCCAUCAAAGACGCCCCCUCUCACCCACCAUGCACACACGAUGACGACAACCACUCGUCGUCGGCCGGCGAGACGACAUCUGGUGUCACCUCAUUCUUUCGCUCACAUCCGUCGGCCAUUCAGCACCGCUAUCUGUCGUUGGUGCACCAGGCCGAGCAGGCCUUCCUGGACCGAUUGACAGAGCUGCGGCGAGAGAGGGCCUCUGUCAAGCUGCGGAUGCAGCGGACAGUGACGGAGGCGGUUCAUGAAGCCACUGCAGAGGGUGAGGAGGGUGAGGAGGGCCGUGUGGCUGUGGAUGAGAACACAUCGAAGAGUGAAGGGGACAAUGAUGAGGGCUGCACAACUUUGGCGGUGGCCGACGAUGGCAGUAGCAGUGGCGAUGGCGGUGGGUUCUUGGCGCGGUUUGAUUUGCUAUACCGGCAGUACUAUGGAGGAGACUCCACAAAAGCGAGAACCGCACACGUAUGGACGUACAUGGGCAGCCAGCUGGCCACUCGCACACAGUCCCUCAGUGUGUGUGUGUGUGUGUGUAAUGCAGACAGACGAGCUGUUCAUGGACCGGCUGACGAAGGAAUGGCCCCACAUAAACACGUAUGUAUGUCUGUAUGUCUGUAUGUUUGUAUUUUUGCAUAUAUAUACGCAUACACACGCUACGUCUUUCUUUGUGCAGGUCGUGUCUCCGCGGCUGUCGUCAGGACUAUGAGGAGCUCCUGCUGCUGGCCCAGCACCACACCACCGCCAUCAGACAGCACCGCAGACACAGAUGGGCCAUGCUUAAAGAAGCCAGGCAUGAGUGGCAGACCUGCAUCGACGACGCACGAAAGCGCCAGGAAGCUAAUGAGCAUCGGGCCAAGCAGAGAGCGGAGAAGGACCGGCUGACACGUGAGUUGGCCGAUCGUCGCGUGCACUUCCUGGAGAAGCAGUGGCAGAAACAACGGAGGGAGGCCGCGCUGCAAAAGAGGUGACAACCGACACACCCACACAACAUUCACCCACACGAUUUCGUGUAUGUAUGGCAAUCAGCCGUGCCGAGGAGGCAGCCGCAGCCGAGGCCGCCUGGCAAGAGCACGCCGCCAGGGUCAAACAGGCCGCAAUGCGCUUCAGGUUAGACAGACAGGGAAGAGACAUGAGUGGAUGCAUCUCUCCGUGUGUGUGCAUUUGUGCAGGGAGGUGAAGGAGCAGCGUGCCGCGGCAGAGGAGGUUGCGCGGCACGAUGCGGAGAGAGAGGCAGCAGAGCUGCUCAGACACCGACAUAUCAUCAACUCACGUAACCAAGCACUGACGGGCAAAGAGAGAUAGAUCAUCUGUGGUGGGUGCCUCUCGUCGCCUGGAUAUCUGUGUCCAUUAGUCCGGCUGUGCCGUCGUCGGGAGAUUGAGAUAUGGAAGCAGGAGGAGGCCGACCUCAGGAAACAAGCGGCCGAACAGCAAGCCGCUGAUAGACAGGCACGCCUUGCCAGAGCGCUGCAGAAGUUUGCCGUCAUUGCACCAAACGACCCUGCCAGGUGGGAGUGUGUGAGCGAUGUUUGUCAUCCAUCCAAAAAAGGUGUGGUGGUUCGCGCGUACAGGCUUCUGAAGAGCCUCGAGUGCCACGAGAUAUGGAAGAAGGCCGACGACCCACAUGUGAGGGAGAGAGAGAGACAAGGAAGGCGCUCAAGCAGGGAGGGAUGGUGUGUGUUGUCUGGUGUGUGCAGGUGGCGUGUUUGGAUUUGUUUCCGAUGCGUGGCUUCAGCGAGGCGGCCCUCAUGAAGGACACACGUUACAAACUGUCAGCAGCGCUGCAGGUAGGGAGGUACACAGACAGACAGACAGACACGCAGACAGACAGAUAGGCAGGAAGUGAAAGAUGGGUUGUCGAUAGAUACACACACAUACACAAAAAUGCACAAACAUGUACACAAUAAAAGCAAGCAAGGAGACAGAGCACACGGUCUGUCUGUAUCUGUGCACAUGUAUGUAUGUAUCUGUGUGUGUGUGUGUAUGUGUGUGUGUAUGCAGAAUGCGGGUCUGUAUGGGUCGUCGGCUGGGAGGUCAGCCAUGCUGGCAGCACGACCGGCACAGCCCGCUCGUCCAGACACCAUCACGCAGCCCAUGAACCCACUCAAACAACAAAAAGGAAUCGUGCAGCAGUAGAAAACGCAAAGGGAGAGGGAAGGACAGCAACCGGGCCACCUUUUGCCCUGGUCUGUCUCACUGCCCAACCCUGCCCUCAGUGACUCGACGGUUCAUUCCAUUCAAGCAAACAGCAUUGACAAGGAA
Messenger RNA from Vitrella brassicaformis, 3766 nucleotides. Lineage: Eukaryota; Vitrellaceae. The record is from the annotation of a GenBank genome assembly.